Messenger RNA from Pseudo-nitzschia multistriata, 1723 nucleotides. Lineage: Eukaryota; Bacillariophyta; Bacillariophyceae; Bacillariales; Bacillariaceae. The record is from the annotation of a GenBank genome assembly.
AUUUAAAAAAUUGAAAACAAAAUUUGAUGUAUAUUUACAUUUCUUUUGAAAUUUUCGAUAAACACGAAAUACUGUGUCAUAAUGCACAAAUCAGAUUCAUGCCAACAAACUGAUGGUGUCCAAGAUGUCUUUCCGUGUUUUGUCGUAUCUGGGUCCAUCACGGUCUUUUCCCAAACAAACCUCGACGAAACCGAGGUCCUUCAGAUCGAGAACUCUAUUCGCCAAACUUUCACAAACGGAGAUCUUGUCGAUGCUGACAACCGGAUGCUUGAUAUUUCUUGGUCCGGAUUAGAUGACGCACGAAACGACAAUGCCGUCCCAACCAUGUCCCCUUUGUUUCCGCAACCCACCGACUCUCCGGCGGAAACAGAUCAGAAGAAAGGAUUGCUAGGAUUAGGACUCCAAUGGUGGGCUUUUGCACUGAUAGGGGUCGGUGUCCUUCUCGUUUUGCUUAUCAUCUGGGUGUGCUUUCGUCGGAGACGGCGACCAUCGGGUGCGAGUGUGAGACCGACGGGUGCGAGUGCGAGUGCGAGUGCGAGUGCGAGCCCUUCCAAUUCCGUUUCUCCUGUUGAUUUAUUCCGGAAGAAACCUAGUACUGCCAAUGUGUAUCAAGAGAGCGAAGGCAGCAACAGCAAUCGCAGUAGCAAUCGCAGUGAGGGAAUCAGCAACAAGGAUGAAAGUAGCAGGAGUAGUAGCGGGGGGAGAUCAUUCGGACACGGUUACGAAUAUCAGCAUGGGGUCGAGGUGGGUGGUAGCACAGACGACGAAGAAGAAUACUUUCACCCCUCCAAMGAUCAGAUCAGCGAGGCACUCAUGCCUGAUCUAGAUGAACCUAUCGAAGAAGAACGACCGGAAGAUCUCUCGUCACGAGACCAACGUAAUCAGUUUGGACAUAACCAACAGUACCCAUACUCCAACGUUACCUUUGGUAAUGCUGUUGGGAUGGAAGAUACGGCCCCAUCCUCUGGAGAUAUGACGCUAAUUUCGAAAUCAGGUGGAUCUCUCACCGCUGGUGAUGCUUCAAGAAGUCCUUCGAGGAGUACCAAGUAUUCGAGUAGCGGCGGAACUUCCCAGUCCGGAGCUGCUGUCAAUAAACAAGGCGUGGACGACUACGAGGAUGACUAUGAAUACGAGCCGGUGUCUUACUAUACCAAUGCCACAACUCAAUACAACUCUAAUCGACAGACUUUGGCUGAUGAUUCGGAAUAUGAAGAAGUCGAAGAGGAAUACGAAAUUGAAUACACGUCCCACUCAGACAAACAUCUCAGCGUUCAUGACGGUGAGCGCGGACUUGGAGUCUUUGAGGAACAAUCUACCUACGACGAAGGGGACGAGGAAAAUAUACAGCGCUACAACACCAAGGCAAGCAGUAAGAGCAGCAAGAGCAGCAAAAGCAGUGUCGGUAGCAACACCCCUCUGCCAUUCCUGGCGCACAAUGCCCAGAUGCAACAAGGGCAUAAGAAUUCCUUUGAAACACUGCGGAGAAAAUGGGAGACUAGCAAAAGCAGUAGCAACAGCAAUAGCAACAACACUUCAUAGUAAGAGGUCUGCAACAUCAAUGUUACAGUACUUAAUCAAUCGGAACGAGCGCGUCAGUUUCGUAGGGGUUAUCGGGAUAUAGGGUCAAAGCGAUGAUUGGACGGAUUUUGUCCAAACAUACAAUAAAUGUGUGGCAAAGAAUGGGAAUGGUUUUACGUGUCAUGAUUAAAUUAAUUGUAAUACU